AGUGAGUUUUGUGUCCAUCACCUGAAGGUAGUGUUCUCAGAUCAUUCCUAAAUCUCACCUAAAAUGAUCACUAGCAAUCUUGUGUUUCUCCUUCUUUUCUUGCCAAGUACAGCUGUGGGUGAUGAACUAGAUGACUAUGUAAAAACUGAAGGAGCAUGGAUGAUGGGUAGACAAAGACAGUUUUACACAACGGCAGAUGAACUAGAAUGUGUCAAGAAGUGUGAAACAGAAAAUAUGUUUACUUGUAGGUCAUUUUUGUACAGCACAAAAAAUCAAUUUUGUGUUACACUGCCUGACAACCAGAAAUCUUCAGCAUUACGCAGAAGAAAUGAUGUUGCUUUAUAUGAAAAGAAAAUGUACAUGGAAGAUUGCAUCAAAGGAAUUGGAAAGGAUUACAGGGGAACACAGUCCAAAACACAUUCAGGGAAAACGUGUCAGGAAUGGACAGCGAGAGUUCCACACGUACCAAACAUUACACCUGAAAUAUUCCCAAACGCUGGACUAGAGGAAAAUUUCUGCAGAAAUCCAGAUGAUGAUAAAAAUGGGCCUUGGUGUUAUACGACAGAUCCCUCAACUAGAUUUGAAUAUUGUAACAUUUCAAAUUGUGAAGAAGACUGCUUUCAUUGCAUUGGAGAAGACUACACAGGCAAAAUUUCAACGACUAAAUCUGGUGUGCAGUGUCAAAACUGGGACUCAUCAACCCCUCAUGCCCAUGGUUUCAGUCCUUCAAAUCUUCCAGAAAAAAAUCUCAUCAAGAAUUAUUGCCGCAAUCCAGACGGAGAGCCGCGUCCAUGGUGUUUUACUACUGAUCCAAAAAAGCGAUGGGAACACUGUGAUAUUCCACGCUGUACUUCCAAUCCUCCGCCAUCAUUACCGGGGUUGCAGUGCUUGUCUGGAAAUGGUAUAAACUAUCAAGGAAAUAUUGCUGUCACAGCAUCAGGAAAGACCUGUCAGGCCUGGAGCUCUCAGGAACCCCAUGCACAUGGCAGAACCCCACAAAGUUACCCCUGCAAGAAUCUGGAGAACAAUUACUGCAGAAACCCAGAUGGGGAGACAAUGCCUUGGUGUUAUACCACAGACAUAACAAAGCGAUGGGAAUAUUGUGAAAUACCCAGUUGUCAUGCACCAUCUCCUGUUACGGCCGCACCCACCACACUAGAUGUGGUCUCAGACUGUUAUGAGGGAAAUGGUGUUACUUACAGGGGUUCAACUUACAUGACAGUUUCAGGUAAAAGAUGUCAAGCCUGGAACUCCAAAGUGCCACACUCACAUUUAAUAACACCUGACAAAUUUCCAAAUUCGGGACUUGAAAAAAAUUACUGCAGAAACCCAGAUAAUGAAAAGAGUCCUUGGUGUUACACCACCGAUCCUAACGUCCGAUGGGAGUUUUGUAACUUGAAGAAAUGUGCUGAAGCUCCAUUGAUAGAACAAAAGCCUGUACAGACAACAAAACCUACAAUAGUCUCCUCCAGUCCAGAUUGUAUUGUAAGUACAGGCAAAGAUUAUCGUGGUACAAGAUCUGCCAGUGCUAAGGGAGUUACCUGUCAAGCCUGGAGUUCACAGACACCCCAUACACACACAAGCUUUACUCCAGAAUCUCACAAAGACUCUGGCUUGGAUAAGAACUACUGCAGAAAUCCUGAUGGAGACAUAAAUGGACCAUGGUGUUAUCUCUCAGAACCUGGGCCAGUAUCCUGGGAUUAUUGUGAUAUUCCACGCUGUGCCUCAACAGAAAUUGAAUGUGGGAAAUCAAAGAAAGUACAAAGGAAAUGCACUGGGAGAAUUGUAGGUGGAUGUGAAGCAAAUCCGUUUUCUUGGCCAUGGCAGAUCAGCCUUCGAACCAGUUUUCAUCUACACUUCUGUGGCGGAACAUUGAUUGAUCAUCAAUGGGUUCUCACUGCUGCACACUGCUUGGAACGCUCAGACAGGCCAUCAUCUUAUAAAGUAUAUCUUGGAAUUCAUAGAGAAACCAGCUCUGAACCUUCAAAGCAAAUGAAAGAUGUAGAGAAGUUAUUUCUGGAACCAACAAAAGCCGAUAUUGCUUUACUGAAGCUGAAAAGCCCAGCUCUAAUCACAGAUGAAGUCCUGCCUGCUUGCUUGCCACCUCAUAAUUAUGUUGUACCAGAUAAGUCUGAAUGUUAUGUAACUGGAUGGGGAGAAACACAAGGUACUGGCAAAGUUGGAGUUCUCAAAGAAGCUGGCUUCCCUGUUAUUGAAAAUAAAUUAUGUAAUCGCCCUGAAUAUCUGAAUAACAGAGUUACUAGCCGGGAGCUGUGCGCUGGUAAUAUCCAUGGGGGAACUGACAGCUGUCAGGGUGACAGCGGAGGACCCUUGUCCUGUUUUGAUGGAGAAAAAUAUAUUAUUCAAGGAGUAACAUCCUGGGGUCUUGGUUGUGCACAGGCUAUGAAGCCUGGUGUGUAUGUGAGAGUCUCUAUGUUUAUCCCAUGGAUUGAAAAGACAAUGAAAGAAAAUUAAUGCAUCAAUAGGAUUGAUGUUCUUGUGAAUGAGUGGAUGAAGCGAUAAAUAUGAACAGUACAACAUAACAAUUAAAAACAUACUUUGUGUUAGUCUAA
Molecule: messenger RNA, 2573 nt
Organism: Pseudophryne corroboree (corroboree frog)
Lineage: Eukaryota; Metazoa; Chordata; Amphibia; Anura; Myobatrachidae
Gene: PLG
Product: plasminogen
Exons: 19
Coding region: 64-2475 (803 amino acids)
Biological process (GO): proteolysis
Molecular function (GO): serine-type endopeptidase activity; signaling receptor binding
Source: RefSeq, a predicted model, not a curated record